GGAUUAAACUCGAAGAUAUUCCUCGAGAGGGACGUGUCGAACAAAAUAGAACCAGUAUAUACCCGGCUCCCUAUCUUCCGAAAGAAUAUCCGAUUUCAUUCGCCCAGUAUUUAUCUCCGUCUUUUCGCUCUCUCUCUCCCUACUUCUCUCUCUCUCUCUCUCUCCAUCCAUCAAUCGCGUAGAAGGAACGAAGACUCGGUGUUGUUGUGGGGGGGAGGAAAAUAAUCUAGUGCGCGGGGCCAUGAAGUUCUGGAAGAUCCUCAGCAGCCUAAUCGGAGAGACCCUGCCGGAGUGGCGGGACAAGUACUUGUCUUACAAGGACCUCAAGAAGUACCUCAACCGCUUCUACCCAAAGGACGACCCCAACAAUCCUCCUGCUAAACGGCGCCGUCUGGAUUUGGAUUUGUACGUCUCGUCGGACGCUCCUGUUUGCCUACCCGAGUUGUCCAAGGACUAUUUUCUCAGGCUCUUGGAGGACGAGGUAGAAAAGUUCAACGGCUUCUUCGUCGACAAGGAGGAGGAUUACAUUAUUCGAGUAAAGGAGCUGCAAGAUAUGAUAACAAAAGCCAAGGAUUCAAACGAAGAGUUGAUGCAAGUAGGAAGAGAAUUGGUGGAUUUUCAUGGAGAGAUGGUUUUGUUGAAGAAUUACAGCGCACUUAACUACACAGGACUGGUAAAGAUACUAAAAAAAUAUGAGAAAAAAAGCGGUGCUCCCAUUCGGUUGCCUUUUAUCCAAAAUGUCUCGCAACAACCAUUCUCAGCAACUGAUAUACUUAACAAGCUUGUGAAGGAUUGUGAGAGCAUGCUGUGUCAAGUUUUCUCCAUGAAUGACCCGUCGGCUCCACUUGAAGCAACUGAUAAGGAAGAAGGGAGCAAUUGCGAUGCUGCAACCGGAAGUACACAAACUAUACUUAAAAUUCCCAAUGAACUUGAAGAAAUCAAGCACAUGGAAGGCAUGUACCUGAAGCUAACAUUAUCGGCACUGCAUGGCUUAAAGAUGAUCCGGAGUGAAAGCUCAACAGUGAGCGAGUAUUCGUUGCCGCCAUUGUAGAACAAUACAAUGGAGAUAAAAAAUAUACCGAUACUUGAACAAGAAGCCAUAUAGUUUUUUCCCCUUAUACCAUUAGUUAUAGACUAUAUGACACCACAGUUGUAUGCUAAACACCAUGGUCUUUAUGGUACAUUCAAUAGAAAAAUGUUAUUCUCCA
This is a messenger RNA of Juglans microcarpa x Juglans regia, 1208 nucleotides long. Its product is annotated as SPX domain-containing protein 2-like. The record is from RefSeq and is a predicted model, not a curated record. Gene Ontology annotation, biological process: cellular response to phosphate starvation. Bases 242 to 1051 code for a protein of 269 amino acids. The transcript is spliced from 3 exons. Lineage: Eukaryota; Viridiplantae; Streptophyta; Magnoliopsida; Fagales; Juglandaceae.